This is a messenger RNA of Cornus florida, 1810 nucleotides long. Its product is annotated as AAA-ATPase At5g17750-like. NCBI's taxonomy places the organism in Eukaryota, Viridiplantae, Streptophyta, Magnoliopsida, Cornales, Cornaceae. The record is from RefSeq and is a predicted model, not a curated record. Gene Ontology annotation, molecular function: ATP binding; ATP hydrolysis activity. The coding region runs from base 85 to 1548 and encodes 487 amino acids. The transcript has 2 exons.
UUUUCUUGAUCAGAAGGGUUUCUCUUAUUGUUGUCUGUAAAAGCAUAACCGUGUUCAGCCCUCAUCAUACAAGUGAUUGGCACCAUGUUUUCCAUGGGAGCUGGCAUGAAUCCAAUGUCUUCAUCAUCCUCAUUGUUCACGGCCUAUGCUUCACUGUCUGCUUCAAUUAUGUUGCUCAAAACCAUGUUCAACCAAAUUGUGCCUUUCCAAGUCCAAUCCUUUGUCCUCUCCAAAAUCAAACACUUUCUGUUCAAGUCUCCACCCAAUCGUGUCACUUUUAUCAUUGAAGACAGCAAUGGUAUGACCCCAAAUAUAGUCUAUGAUGCCUGUGAAACUUACUUGUGCACGAAGAUCAGUCCCGACGCCGAACGGCUCAAGAUUUUCCAAGGCCCAAAAGAGAGCAAUUUAAGAGUCAAAUUCGCACAGUGUGAGAAGAUUAUUGAUUUCUUCGAAGGGAUUGAGCUUCAAUGGAAGUUCAUUCAUGAGAAAUCAGAGAGUAGGAUAGCUGGUCAUGGUCGUCGACUUGAUGGUGAGACAAGUCUCAGUGAAAAGAAACUGUUUGAGCUAAGUUUUGACAAACAACACAAGAAGGACAAAGUGUUGGACUCUUACUUGCCAUUUUUAAUCAACAAAGCAAAGGCCAUCAAGGAUGAAAAGAAGGUUGUGAAACUGCAUACUUUGUCACUUCAUCAUGGGCCAAUGAUGUGGGACUCCAUCAAUCUGCAACACCCGUCAACCUUUGACACACUGGCUAUGGAUCCGGACUCGAAAAAGGCUGUGAUCGAUGAUCUCGAUAGGUUUGUUGAGAGGAAGGAGUUCUAUAAGAAAGUGGGCAAGGCUUGGAAAAGAGGCUACUUGUUGUAUGGCCCUCCGGGGACCGGGAAAUCGAGCUUGAUUGCAGCCAUGGCUAAUUACCUCAAGUUUGAUGUGUAUGAUUUGCAGCUCAUGAAUUUAAGGGGUGACUCAAACUUGAGAAAAAUCUUGCUUGGAACUGGAAAUAAAUCCAUACUUGUGAUUGAAGAUAUUGAUUGCAGUGUGGAAUUGCCAGAUAGACACUUGAUUAUGCCAGUAGGUUUUGAACAACGUAAACCUAAUCCGCAGUUCACACUUUCUGGACUACUGAACUUCAUAGAUGGUCUAUGGUCUAGCUGUGGGGAUGAGAGGAUCAUCAUAUUUACAGCGAACAACAAAGAAAAGCUUGAUCCUGCUUUGUUGCGCCCCGGACGGAUGGAUAUGCACAUUCACAUGUCUUACUGUACCUUUCAUGGAUUCAGGUUCUUGGCCUCCAAUUACCUUGACAUCCAUGGCUGCGGCCAUCGGCUUUAUCCACAGAUCGAAGACCUGAUGGUGACAACGAAUGUUACUCCUGCAGAAGUUGCAGAGGAACUCAUGAAGAGCAAUGAUGCCGAUGUCUCUCUUGAAGGACUCGUUGGUUUCCUCGAGCGGAAGAGAACUGAAAGUCAUAAAACUGAGGAUGAAGGGAAGGAUGGGAUUGAAUUCCAGGAACCAAAUAAGCUCCAAACUGUGGGCAUGGCUUCCGACCAAUAAUAGGAUGUAUUAAUAGCAGGUUUAGUUCUAAGUCUCAUAAUUCUUGUGAGGCUCCUACUUUUCUCAGAGAUUGUGACUUAUUUUAGGCUCCUCUUUAUGUAAAUUAGGUUGGGCCUAUUAUGGUGGGUUUGAACAAUUUAAACCCAAACCCAAACCUAAAAAACUUUCCUAAAACUUCAGAUUUGUGUGAGUAGAUUAUCACGUACUUCUAUUCCUAGAAUUUCCUUACCUUUAAUGAUACCUAUUGUCAGACUUAGACAUA